UUAGAACAUGUUGCAGUGGAUAAACAUGUUUCACAUGUUUCAGAAGUCAGAACUGAUUGAACGCGCCAUUUUGUGAAGUGGCCUGUUCGAGUCUAUGCAAAGAUUGUGGCUGAAGCCCAAAUAUCCAUGGUGACAGUGUGGUCGCAUGUGGUCACCUUCCGUGAGCUAUGCAGCCUGCGGAGAUCCUUGAGCGCAGAUGGACCAAGGAUGACUACACGACCUUUAUACUUCAUGCUAAGAAAAAGUGGCAAAAAGCCCUACACUUGCUGAAUCAGGCAUGUGAUGCCUCACUUUGGCCAAAGCUCAUGGCCUUUAACUCGGUUAUCAACGUUUGUGGCAAGGCAAAGCAGUGGAGAAUGGCUAUUUCUGUCUUCUCAGACCUCCACUUUUUCUCAGUUUGCUUAACUCGUCUUCAACCUGAUGUUAUUUCAUUCAGUGCCGCGAUCGCUGCGUGUGAAAAGAGUCAACAAUGGCAGUCAGCUUUAAAGCUUUUCGAGCAGCUGUUGGAUGAAUCUUUGCAGCUGGAUAUCGUCGCCUGCAACUCUGCGGUCAGUGCAUGCGAGAAGGGUAGUCAAUGGCAAGCCGCCUUUGGUGUGCUCUAUGAUGUGCAGAAGAUUGACUUGCAGUUAGAUGUCAUUAGCUUCAACGCAGCUAUUAGCGCAUGUGGCAAGUCAAACCAAUGGGUUUUAGCUUUGCAAUUGCUAGAUGACUUGCACCGUUCUCGACUUCAAAGUGAUCAAAUCAGCUUCAAUGCAGCCCUUGCAGCGCUUGGUGCUUGUGAAGAUUGGCACAUUGCGUUGCAAUUGCUGAUCCAAAUGGAUCACUGCCGCCUUCAACGAGAUGCAAUCUCGUUCAACGCAGCUAUGAAUGCAUGCGCUGGAGAUUGGACGCGUGCUUUGGGGCUUUUUUCGCAGAUGCGGCUUUUGCAAGUCAGUCCACAGCUCAUCACCUUUAGCACUGCUAUUACAUGUUGCAGCCUGGGCAGUGAAUGGUCAGCUGCGUUGCACCUUUUCCAUUCACUUGCCUCACCAGACUUAAUCGCUUUCAAUGCGGCUAUCAGUGCAUGUGAAAAGGGAGGAGCAUGGCAACACGCGUUGCAACUCCUUCAAAAUGUUCAUGUGCAGACCUUACAGGCAAACCUCAUCACCUACAACUCGGCUUUGAGCGCUUGCGAAAAAUGCCAGCAAUGGCAAGAAGCCAUUGUCAUGUUUUCUUCCCUUAAGACUAGGGAUACAAUCAGCUAUAACGCUUGCAUCAGCGCUUGUGGGAGUGCUGGUGAGUGGCAACAAGCCUUGGUCUUUCUAAGCGAGUUGCAAUCGCCAAGCACCUGUGGUCCUGAUGUCGUGACCUGUGCGGCAAGUGUGAACGCAUGUGCCCAUGCGGGUCAUUGGCAAGAGGCUCUCCUGAUCUUCCUCGACUUGCGAAGGUCUGGCACCAAUGUUAUUGCGUACGGUGCUGCUGCUAACGCUUGUUUCGCAGGGGCUCAGUGGCAGUUUGCUCUUGUUUUGCUACGGGAAGCGAGAGUUAAAUCACAGAAGAGUGUGAUCCUCUACAACACGUGCAUUGCUGUUUGUGAAAAGUGCCAGCAGUGGGAAAUGGCUUUGGAGCUUUGGAAAGAGCUUCUGGCCCAAAGUUUGGAGACAGAUGUGAUGACAUACAGUGGUCUCAUCAGCUCCUGCACUACCUCAAGCCAAUGGCAACUCGCGAUGGAAUUGGUCAAAGACUUCAAGGACAGCAACCUACAGCCAGACACUGUCGUCUAUAAUGCGGCCAUCACUGCAUGUUCCGAAGGAAGUCGUUGGGACUUAGCACUGUCUUUCCUGAGCGAACUCGACCACGCAAUUCUGCACCCGGAUGUACCAACCUACAAUGCAGCCAUUGCUGCUUGUGACAGGAAUUGCUUUUGGCGCGGAGCCCUUCACUUACUUCAAGAGAUGAGCCUUAAGGCACUUCAAAGGAAUAUCAUCACAUGCAGCACUGCACUCCGUGCCCAGCCAGAAGGGUACGAGGCAGUCCUUGGCAGUUAGCUUGUGCUGGGAGAUGCAGGAAACUGCACUUUCCGGCUUUGCGUGGGAAUCCACAUUUGCAGCACAAUAGAAUGAGUUCCUCACAGUUUAAUUCGCAUGUCAAUCCGAAUGCGGAGUUUGACAAUGCCUGACCAUUCGGGAUUGACACCUGUGAAUGCUUUAUGCUGCUGGAGAGCUCCAUUCACAUGCAAUUCGAUUUGCAGGCCUGAGGGUUGAUUGAAUACUUCACUGGGUGAGCAGACAAGACUCCCACAUCCCACACCACACAGCAGCGGGU
Molecule: messenger RNA, 2304 nt
Organism: Durusdinium trenchii
Lineage: Eukaryota; Dinophyceae; Suessiales; Symbiodiniaceae
Source: the annotation of a GenBank genome assembly